Molecule: messenger RNA, 3009 nt
Organism: Eublepharis macularius
Lineage: Eukaryota; Metazoa; Chordata; Lepidosauria; Squamata; Eublepharidae
Gene: NDNF
Product: neuron derived neurotrophic factor
Exons: 4
Coding region: 176-1888 (570 amino acids)
Biological process (GO): extracellular matrix organization
Molecular function (GO): protein binding
Source: RefSeq, a predicted model, not a curated record
UCCCUCCGGGGUAGGAGGACUCCCAGAAGCCAGCCAGGCAGACGGGCGGGCUCGGUCCUCCCCAGCGCCUGUCUGCCGGCUCGCUCCCCGCCUCCUGCUCUCGCCGCCCGCAUCUUCGCGAGGAACUUGGGAGAAGUCGGCGUGGGCCAAUCAAGGCUGCGGCUGGCAGUUCAGGAUGCUCUUGCUGCAUUGCUCCAUGUCCUAUCUUCUGCUGCUGUUGCCAUUUAACUCCUGGACCCAGAAGUUGCCCACUAGAGAUGAAGAACUUUUUCAGAUGCAGAUCCAGGACAAAACCUUUUUCCAUGAUUCAUCAGUAAUCCCAGAUGGAGCUGAAAUUAGCAGCUAUCUUUUCAGAGAAACACCGAAAAGAUUCUUCUUUGUGGUGGAGGAAGAUAAUACACCUUUGGCAGUUACAGUAACUCCUUGUGAUGCUCCUUUGGAAUGGAAGUUAAGUUUGCAGGAGCUCCCAGAAGAGUCCAGCGGGGAAAGUUCAGGUGAACCAGAGCCACUUGAACAGCAGAAACAACAGAUUAUCAAUGAAGAAGGAACAGAACUGUUCUCAUACAGAGGAAAUGAUGUUGAAUAUUUUGUGUCUUCAAGUUCACCUUCUGGCUUGUAUCAGCUGGAACUCCUGUCAACAGAGAAAGAUACAUAUUUUAAAGUAUAUGCCACCACAACUCCAGAAUCUGAUCAGCCGUAUCCAGAAUUACCUUACGAUCCAAGAGUUGAUGUCACUUCUCUUGGACGUACAACUGUCACUUUAGCAUGGAAACCAAGCCCUACAGCUUCACUGCUGAAACAGCCAAUGCAGUAUUGUGUGGUCAUUAAUAAAGAACAUAACUUCAAAAGUCUGUGUGCUGUUGAAGCUAAACAGAAUAUCGAUGAUGCCUUCAUGAUGGCUCCCAAACCUGGUCUGGACUUCAGCCCCUUUGACUUUGCCCAUUUUGGAUUUUCUUCCAACAGUAAUUUUGGCAAAGAGCGUAAUUUUUUAAAAUCUUCAUCAAAAUUUGGGCGGCAUAUCUAUUCCAAGCCCAAAGCUGACCUGGAAAAGAUAUGCAUUGGAAACAAGAACAUCUUCACUGUGUCUGAAUUGAAACCAGAUACCCAAUACUACUUUGAUAUAUUUGCUGUAAAUGUCAACACAAAUAUGAGUACAGCCUAUGUUGGCACUUUUGCAAGAACAAAAGAAGAGGCCAAGCAGAAGACAAUUGAUCUCAAAGAUGGGAAAGUUACAGAUGUGUUCAUCAAGAGAAAGGGUUCUAAGUUUUUACGAUUUGCUCCAGUUUCAUCACACCAAAAAGUUACAUUCUUUGUUCAUUCAUGCCUUGAUGCUGUACAGAUCCAAGUCAGAAGAGAUGGAAAGCUUCUCUUGUCUCAAAAUGUUGAAGGUGUCCGUCAGUUCCAACUUAGGGGAAAGCCAAAAGCUAAAUAUCUCAUCCGACUGAAAGGAAAUAAGAAAGGAGCCUCCAUGUUGAAGAUUUUGGCCACUACAAGGCCUAAUAAGCAAUCAUUUCCAUCACUUCCUGAAGACACAAGGAUUAAAGCCUUUGAUAAACUUCGCACUUGUUCUUCAGUCACAGUAGCCUGGCUAGGUACACAAGAAAGGAACAAAUUUUGCAUUUAUAGGAAGGAAGUGGAUGACAAUUAUAAUGAGGAGCAAAAGAAGAGGGAGCAGAAUCAGUGUUUGGGACCAGACAUGAGGAAGAAAUCUGAAAAAGUCCUUUGUAAAUAUUUUCACAGCCAGAACCUACAAAAGGCUGUUACCACAGAGACAAUUAAAGGUCUACAGCCUGGAAAAUCCUACCUGCUAGAUGUUUACGUCAUAGGACAUGGAGGACACUCUGUCAAGUAUCAGAGCAAAUUGGUGAAAACACGAAAAUUCUGUUAGUGAUGUUCAAUGGAACGUCAUCCAAAUGUAAACAGAUUGACUACUUGUAAAUCUGAGGAAUUGUGAACUGUAUUGGUACUAUGUAGAGAAGAUAACAUUUAUAUUUAUGUUUACAGAAAUAAUUGUGUGGAGGGGCUGAGCCUGGCGAACUUUGCUGGUAUCUGACAAUUGCAUUAUCAUGCGUUUGGUGGUCCAUGUUUGAUACUCAAUAGAUAUCCAAACUAGCAGGAGAUCUUGAAGGAACUGCCCUUUUUGCUUCCAUAUUGCAUGAAGUGCUCUAAAUUAUUUUAUUACUCAGAAGGCUGAGAUGUCAUUCAAUCACCUUGUUAUUCUAAACAAACCAACAAAAUUUCCACACAACCUCUAUCUCUCUUUGUAGACUAUAGGAUUAUGUAAAUUAUUCUUGUUUGAAAUGUCUGUGUUUCCAUGAGUGUAAACUAUUAAAAAAUUUUCCUUGUUAAAACACAGAUCUAAAGUAAGUAUUAACUAGACUGGCCUCAAGUCAGUUAUAUUGCUAAUGUAAAUUCCUAUUUGGUUAAUUUUAAAUGUAUGUAUUUCAUGUACAAAACUGUCAGACGUUAUAUUCCUGUACAUAAAAUUAAAAUAUUAGAUUAUAUGUUACUUUUCAUUCUGAUGUUGUCAAAUGUGUCUAUGUAUUUGUGGAACUCCAAAUGUAUUUUGAGUAUCCUUAACCAGUAACCAUUUUAUAUCCAAAGAUCACUACAGUUACUAAUAUCUCAGAAACUCUUUAGACUUUAUAGAUAAGACAUUGAACACAAGGUCUUCUUUUAUCUUUUACUUUUGAACUUUUUACAGUUAAUAGGAUCAUCUGUUAGGAGAACAGUUAGGAGAAUGACUGUGCAAUUCUAAACACCCUUGAUUUCAAAGGAUAUAGAAAAGCAUACCUCUACACAGUGUGGCACGAUAACAAUGCGAUCCUAAACAGAGUUAUAUUUCUUUAAGGUCAAUGUGCUUAGAAAGGUGCAAAUCUAUUUAGGAUUGUACUGUAACAUUCCUAGUAAAGCUAAUUGUUUAGGUCUGUUAUGGGUUUUCUUUCAUCUGUUUUCUAUUAUUACAUAAUAAUGACUUGGCCCGAUAUUUUGGCAUAGUCCAGUGCUUAA